CUGAAUUUCUAUUGACACAAAUGAUUAAUCUUGACUGUUGAGCAAAUAAUUAAGGCCCUCAAAUCUUAUUCUGAACGUGUAUUAAUCUACGAAAGACAAAGAAGUUUUAGUUUGAAGUACGGAAUAAUUAGUAAAGAAUGUUGAAGUCACAUUUCAAUCUUCGGCCCGAUGAUUCGGGAGAGCAAGAAGAGACCGUGGAAGAAGAGCAAGCGAGCGAAGCGGCUGAGGAAGAAAAAGUUGUACAUCCAGUAAGAAAAUUGAACCGGUUCGAAGUUUGUGGAAGACUUAGUCUGCUGGGCAAGACUGCUGAGGGAGAUGGUUACACUUAUUUAAAAGCAAAAUGUACGGGAAUGAGUUUGACAGACAUAUCGGGAUUAAAAUAUUACAAACACUUGCAAUUCGUCGAUGUUUCUGAUAACCAUUUGGAUCUGGAUGCCCUACAAGUACUUACCGAUUUACAAUUCCUAGUACUGAUACACGCUGACAAAAAUAUCCUACACUCGGCUGCACUGAAGAAGAUGAAAUAUCUCCAAGUGAUAAUUAUGAACUACAACUUAAUAACUUCAGUUCACGACAUCUACCAGCCAGAAUUAUCCACAUUAGAGGUCGGAUAUAAUAAGAUAGAAAGAGUAUCCUUUGACAAUCGUAUGCCUAAUAUAAAAUGCCUUGAUUUUCGGUACAAUACAAUUGAAGACAUAUCUAAUUUAGAUUUUCCUAAAUUAGACAGUCUAUAUUUGGCUGGCAAUAAAAUAACUAGUUUGGUUGGUAUAGAACGAUUAGUUAAUUUGAGAAUAUUACAUAUUAGAUACAAUCCUAUUAAGUCACUGAAUGGUUUUGAUGCAUGCCUAGCAAAAUUGCAAUACAUAAAUCUGAGAAAUUGUAAGAUUGCAUCAUUGAAACAGGUUAAGAAGUUGAAGGUGUUAACAGCUUUGGACACACUGGUGAUGAAAGGUUGUCCUUACAUGGGAGGUAGCGGGGAAGAAAAUGCAGACUUAGGAAACGAGGAAGAAGACACAGAAGUGAGAAUUGAAGUACUCGCUGCGUUACCCAGGCUCAAAAGGAUUAACAAAGGCGUAGUUACACCAGAGGAGAGAGCCGAAGCUAAAGACUUGAUGAUGCAAUGGCUAGAAGAAGGAGACAAAGAUGAAGAAGAGAUUGAUGAAGAGAUCAAUGAACAAGAGUCUAAUGCUGAUUGAUGAUUGAAUUUCAUAAAUCCUUAAGUAAAUAAGAUAAAAUUUAAUAAUGCCACAUAAAAAGUAUAAAAGAUAAUCUCUAAAAUAUAUGGUCUAAUUUACUGUCCUAUGGCACAUUGUUUAUAUUAGUUCUCUCACUAUUAGAGCCAUAUCUUUUAAUCAAUAUUGUUUAUUAAAAUAUAUUUUACUUUUAACAUGAA
Achroia grisella is the source of this 1393-nucleotide messenger RNA. RefSeq names its product leucine-rich repeat-containing protein 23-like. NCBI's taxonomy places the organism in Eukaryota, Metazoa, Arthropoda, Insecta, Lepidoptera, Pyralidae. Gene Ontology annotation, molecular function: protein binding. The record is from RefSeq and is a predicted model, not a curated record. Bases 138 to 1196 code for a protein of 352 amino acids. The transcript has 4 exons.